AUGACUAUCGACAUUAAUUUGUUGCGGGAGGAGAAGGGCGGUUGCCCUGCGAAAGUAGCAGAGAGCGAAAAACGGCGAGGUCGCGAUCCAUCCGUUGUAGAUCAGCUGAUAGGAGCGGACAAGAAAUGGCGUGAGGCAACGUACAACAUGGAGCAAGGGAGAAAGGACUUGAACGCUGUGAAUAAGGAAAUAGGACAGCGUAAGAAAGCAGAUCCAAAGAGUCCUUGUGAGGAACUUGUUGCAAAGACGGCAGAAAUUAAGCAGAGGCUGCAAACCCUUGAGGCUCAGGCUGCAGAGGCUGCACAGACCCGCGAUCGUUUGCUACGAGGUAUAGGUAACCUCGUGCAUGAUUCCGUGCCUGUUAGCAAUGAUGAAGCAAAUAAUAAGGUUGUAAGAACAUGGGGAACACCCAACAGGAUGGUUGUUGAUGGUACCCCGGGUAAGCUGCAUCACCAUGAGGUGUUAGCUCGCCUAGAGGGUGUUGACUUCAAGAAAGGUGUUGAGGUUGCUGGCCAUAGAGGAUAUUAUCUUAAGGGCCCCGCAGUUAUGCUUAACUAUGCCCUUAUUCAAUACGGUCUUAGCUUCCUCAUGAAGAAGGGAUAUUUGCCUGUGCAGCCUCCUUACUUCAUGAAGAAGUCUAUCAUGGGUGCAGCAGCAGAGCUGAAGGAUUUCGAGGAAACCCUUUACCGCAUACCCCACGACAACUCGCAACAGCAGCACCAACAACAGCAGCAGCAGCAGAAGGGUAAGGAGGGUGGCAAGGGCGCAGCCCAGCAGCAACAGGAUGCAGAUCGUGAUGACCUCUUUAUGAUUGCUACAAGCGAGCAGCCAUUAUGCGCACUACAUAUGCAUGAGAGAUUAGAAGAGAAGCAACUCCCUCUUCGUUAUGCAGGAAGCAGCACUUGCUUCCGUAAGGAAGCUGGUGCUCAUGGUAAGGAUUGUUGGGGAAUAUUUCGUGUCCAUCAAUUUGAAAAAGUUGAACAAUUUUGUGUCGCUACACCCGAAAAAUCAUGGGAAAUGCAUGAAGAAAUGAUUGCUACAGCAGAAGAAUUCUAUCAGAGUCUUGAGCUUCCUUAUAGAGUUGUAUCUAUUGUGUCUGGUGCACUUAAUGAUGCAGCAGCAAAGAAAUAUGAUUUAGAGGCAUGGUUCCCUGGUUAUAAUGAUUAUAGAGAAUUAGUUUCUUGUAGUAAUUGUACAGAUUAUCAAUCUAGGGAAUUUGAAAUACGUCUUGGACAAAAGAAAGAAGGAACUGCUGCAGCAGGAUCUGCUGCUACUGCUGACAGCAAACCUUUCGUACAUCUACUUAAUGCUACUCUUGUUGCUACACAAAGAUGUAUGUGCUGUAUACUAGAGAAUUACCAAACACCUACAGGUGUUAAGGUCCCUAGGGCUCUUAUUCCUUAUAUGGGGGGACAGGAGUUCUUGCAUUUCCCUAGCAACUUAGAGGAAGGCAGCAGCAAGCGCGAGGCAUAA
This is a messenger RNA of Eimeria maxima, 1473 nucleotides long. Its product is annotated as seryl-tRNA synthetase, putative. The record is from RefSeq and is a predicted model, not a curated record. Gene Ontology annotation, biological process: seryl-tRNA aminoacylation. The transcript has a single exon. The coding region runs from base 1 to 1473 and encodes 490 amino acids. NCBI's taxonomy places the organism in Eukaryota, Apicomplexa, Conoidasida, Eucoccidiorida, Eimeriidae. Gene Ontology annotation, cellular component: cytosol. Gene Ontology annotation, molecular function: serine-tRNA ligase activity; ATP binding; tRNA binding.